ACUUACCAUCUUCCACGACAUUUCAGACGGAUAAAUUUCUGCUCUCAAUAAUCGACAUGGCUCACUAUGAGUUCAGUUUGCAGCUGGACGUUCCAAAACGCUACCCCAAGCGCACAACUAAACUGGUCCGUUACAACUGCCACGACAGUGAUGGCCUCAAUCACUGCGAUUGUAUUGCGGAUCGAGGAAAUCUAGGGCCUGAGAGCUGCUGCUUCUAUGGACGACCCAUCGAGCCCUUGGCCUUUUGUCUCCCGCCGUACUGGCAGAUAAAACAACAAACCUCGUGCCCGCUCUAUAGCGUGCUUCCUGAAGAAAUCCGACUUCUAAUCUUCCAGUUCGCGCUCACAGAUGACGAUGCACUCAAACUUGAUGAUAAUAUGUUUCGGAGGGAGAGUGGCACUGACGCCGAUGUUGCCAGGUCGGAUGUUGCGUGUGCGCUUCUUCAGACAUGUAAAGCUGUAUAUCUAGAGGCCUAUCGUCUGCCGAUGCAGCUCAACGGGUAUCAAUCAUACCGCAUCUACGGCCGCCCACGUCCAAACCUCGGACGCAUCGCACCGUGGCAAUAUGCGUUGAUUCAACGGCUCGAUUCAAGUCUGCAGCAAGUCUCACUUGAAGGGGUCGAUCUGGAGUACGCUCUAGCAGACUGGAAGCCCGCAAUAAGACACGCGGGAGCUUACGUCGCUCCACGAUUCUACAAUGACCGCCGCCGAGAUUACCGCCCAGAAAAUGUCACACAGGCACACGUUUUUGGGCUUGUAGAGUGUUCUAAAGACACCAAUCCAUGCAUGCAAGAUGGAGACAGAGUCACGCUAUCUCAAGGCUGGAACGAACCAAGUGGUACAUAUCCAGAUGAUUAUCCCCGUACAUUCACCGCACGUGCUAUGAUAGCACGCUCAAUUACACACCUCACUAUUCGCUUGUCGCGCACCGACUGGUGGACCUGGACCGAAGAUCCCAGCACCACUGAUCAGGAUAAACAGCUCGCGCUCGACCCAGCCUGCGGCGGCGCAGACAGGCCGUCAGUGGCCGACAUGCUUGCGCUGGCAGCUUCUCGACGCUCAGGGCAACAUCCCGCGUACACUUCGACAUGGGGCAGCGUGAUCGGCACGCUCCCCGGCCUCAAGACGCUCGAACUCGUACUCGAGACCUUCGCGGUCAAGAAGCACCAGCUCGACGUCGUGGUGGAGUGUGCGCAGACCUGGAAGUUUCCGCUGCAUGGCACGCGGUGCGAGUUGGCACACGAUGGGCGUGUGGAGGCGAUGAGGUGGGCGGAACGUGUUGACGGAGAGGAAACUUGUGCGCGUGACAGCGAGCCUGGGAACAAGGCGAUCGAUGUCGAGGAUGAACGCAUCGAGGGUCGAAUCACCCAAGAAGAGGCUUUGCUGAGCAGCCAAGAAGCCUCUCAUGACCACCAAGAGAGCGCAGAUGUCACAAGCCAGGACUGGGGCGCCGAUGAAUCUUUGGAGCCGUCUUGGAGUCUUGACGGAGACGACCAAAGUGACUACAGUGCUUCAUCUCCGGUCUUUAACCCCGUCGGAUACGCGGAUGAUUGGGAUGCAUUCCCAGAGGAGCCGUGGAUUCGCACGGCUCGCGAGUUCGAAGUUAGGGUUGUGCGGUUCAGGCGGAGGAGAGCAAAUUGAGUGCGUAGCUGUCGCUCGUUUUACUGUUGACGUUAAUAGAUUCUGUCACUGGCAG
Boeremia exigua is the source of this 1695-nucleotide messenger RNA. RefSeq lists its product as uncharacterized. NCBI's taxonomy places the organism in Eukaryota, Fungi, Ascomycota, Dothideomycetes, Pleosporales, Didymellaceae. The record is from RefSeq and is a predicted model, not a curated record. Bases 57 to 1640 code for a protein of 527 amino acids. The transcript has 4 exons.